Messenger RNA from Aethina tumida (small hive beetle), 1946 nucleotides. Its product is annotated as zinc transporter ZIP1-like. Gene Ontology annotation, biological process: zinc ion transmembrane transport. Gene Ontology annotation, cellular component: plasma membrane. Gene Ontology annotation, molecular function: zinc ion transmembrane transporter activity. The transcript is spliced from 4 exons. The record is from RefSeq and is a predicted model, not a curated record. The coding region runs from base 329 to 1486 and encodes 385 amino acids. Lineage: Eukaryota; Metazoa; Arthropoda; Insecta; Coleoptera; Nitidulidae.
UGCCAUUGCCGGUCGGCGAGCCGACCUUAGUGCAUUAGUGGCUGUGAGUUUCGAUUCGCGUACGAUAAUAAUUGGAUAAAAGGCCGCCCGUUGGUAAAAUGUUGGUUUCCCUCUCGGUCUUCAGUCGACAUCGACAGGUCGUGUCGCGAUACACGUGUGCCGGGCGUUCGGUUGCUUGAGAUGAUCGUUUGCCGCCAAAUCCUCAACGUCGUCGCAUCUAGUCCGAAAACUUUUACUGGAUCUUUUUAUUGAUACACAAUAAACAAGUUUGCUGUGGAAGCAACCAAUAGAAACAUUGUGAUAUAACUGUGAUAAACCGGAACUGAAAAUGGAGGACAUCGGGCACAACACGACCUCCCCCAAAUUUUGGGAGGCCGACGACCUCAUAGUGGCGAAAGUGGUGUCCAUGUGCGUGCUGGGUGUCGUGUCGUUCAUCAUAGGACUGUUACCGAUCAAACUCACCAAACUCAUAUCGAUAAAAUCCGUGAACGGUGACAAAAACUUGUUGGUAUCGUUGUUGUUGUGUUUCGGCGGUGGCGUACUUUUGUUCACCACCUUCAUACAUCUGCAGCCCGAAGUACGAACGGCCUUUCAACAUCUCGAAGCCGAACAUGCGGUGCCCGACAUCGGGGUGCCCAUGUCCGAGUUGGUGUUCUGCAUCGGUUUCUUCUUCGUCUACUUCAUCGAGGAAGCGGUCCAUUGUUGUCUGGACAGCAGGACCCACAACACGGAGCUGCACAGAACGUUGUCGAUGCGAUGCAGCUCGCGGAAGAACAAACUGACCAUUCCCAGGGUGACGUUGAACAAAUUCGACGACGGGAAUCUGAGCUACAUCAGCACCUCGAACAAGGAGCUGCUCAACUCCAUGAGCUCGGUCAGCAUAGAGAAGUCGGGUCACAGUCACCACGUCAUGGAUGACGAACUUCAGAAUUCGUUCAGCGGAUUUUUGGCCGUGUUGGCACUGAGUUUUCACGCCGUGUUCGAAGGUUUGGCCGUGGGGUUGGAGGCGUCGGUGCAAAAAGUUUGGUAUCUGUUCGCCGCCAUCGCCACCCAUAAAUUUGUAAUUGCCUUCUGCGUCGGCACCGAAUUGGCCACGUCCAAAACGAAAACGUUGCUCGUGCUCUUGUACAUGGGCACGUUUGCCGUUGUCUCACCUUUAGGAAUUGGCAUUGGACUGAUUUUGAGUGAUGGUGAGAACAAUGCGGAAAAUUUGAUUUCAACCAUACUCCAAGGUAUGGCGGCUGGCACGCUUCUGUACGUUGUUUUCUUCGAAGUCCUUUCCAGAGAAAGAGGAAAUAGUCAUCGCGGCAUAUGGCAGCUAAUGGCCAUCAUAAUGGGAUUCGCACUUAUGUUUGGUCUACAAUUUAUAAGUGGACACGAUCACAGUCAUGGACCGGAGGGACACUCCCACCAGCAUAACAAUGACCACACUGGACACCACCACCAUUCGUUCGUUGGUGCAGAGGACCACAAUCACACAUAUUGAUCAAGCCGCAGCAGUUUGAUUUUUCUUGCCUAAGCUCAAAUAUUUAAUAUUAGUAUUAUUUAACAAAAUAAGUAUUCAUAGCGAUUGAUAAAAUCUGGCGAUUGAAUUUUGUUUAGUUGUAUUUUUCCUAUUAGAACCCUCUCGGUUAUUUGUUUAUUUUCGAAUAAAUUGGCAAUCGCUCUCGAUUUUUGAAAUCGAUUCUCGAGUAUUCUUGUACUAUCCGACUGAUGUAGCGUAUGCGACAGUUUGAAAACAGUAGGACAGUCAAUGUAUAUAAUGUAGUCAUAUCAUACUUGCUAAUAUGCAUGGUUCUACUUUUUGAAUCUGUUACAAAUGAUCAACUAAAUAGUAUUCGAUAUUGUAUAAAUGUUUUUAUAGUUAUGUACACCUAUAAAAUAUUAUAAAUAUUUCAGUACUUUAAUAUAUGUAUUUAAUAAUAGCUAAUACAAUAUUUUUAUUA